Saccharomyces cerevisiae S288C is the source of this 1263-nucleotide messenger RNA. It is a transcript of the gene INP1, whose product is annotated as Inp1p. Gene Ontology annotation, biological process: peroxisome inheritance. The record is from RefSeq and is marked reviewed. The transcript has a single exon. The coding region runs from base 1 to 1263 and encodes 420 amino acids. NCBI's taxonomy places the organism in Eukaryota, Fungi, Ascomycota, Saccharomycetes, Saccharomycetales, Saccharomycetaceae. Gene Ontology annotation, cellular component: peroxisomal membrane; extrinsic component of intraperoxisomal membrane.
AUGGUUUUAUCAAGGGGAGAAACAAAGAAAAAUAGCGUGAGAUUAACGGCAAAACAAGAAAAGAAACCUCAAUCUACGUUUCAAACUUUAAAACAGUCACUUAAACUUAGCAACAAUAAAAAGUUGAAACAGGAUUCGACCCAACACUCAAACGAUACAAAUAAAUCUGUUAAAGCCAAAAAAAAUGGCACGUCCUCGAAGAAAACCGGAACACAAAGGAAAAGAAUAUCAACUCAGAGAUUUUCAUUGUUUACCUAUGGCAAUGUUCAGGUUAUGAAUUCAUUCGUUCCCAUUCAUAAUGAUAUUCCGAAUAGCAGUUGCAUUCGUAGAAAUUCCCAAGUAUCCGCAAAUAAUGUCACUGAAAGUAGUGGAGUAUUCUUCAAUGAUACGCAAAGUCAAGACAGUCAAAACACUAUUAAGUUAAAACCUACAUCUUUAAUGGCAAAAGGACCUAUUGAAAUAUAUCAGAUAUGUACAGGGUUUGAUAAGUUAAAGGAAAAUAUAGCGCCCUUUCAAAAAUCUAGUAAAGCUAGUAGUCAUGAUGGGCAUGUAGUAAACUAUUUAUCGAUAGGACGACAUGGUGAUAUUGUGCAUCCAGUACUACCCAAACUACAAAUAACAAGGCUAAAUGGCGCAGGUUUCAAAUACUUUAUUAGCUUUUAUAAUCCGGAACGGUACUGGGAAAUCGAAUUUCUACCUUUGAUUAGUCAAUCCCAAUCAGAGUUGGAAAAUAGUGUGAAAGCUUUUGAAAACGUCAUUAGCAAAAUUUGCCAAUUUUCGCAUAUUAAUGAAGGAGCUACUAUUGGGAAUAAUGAGUCUUUGAGCGAUAAAUUCAAACUGCCGCCUACUUCGGACAUAGAGCCCCCCAAUACUGAAAUAAUUAAUAAUGAUGAUGAUAACGAUGAUGAUGAUGAUAAUUAUGAUGAUGACGACCUUAAUUACUUGCUGGAUGAAGAAUACGAACAAGGAUGUACAGAUAAUAGCUUCUCCGUGAUAUCGAACACUUGCUCUAAUCUAAAUGCAAGCUUUCUCUAUCCGAGCGACCCUACCGAUGCCGUGUCAAUCUCCAUAAAUGAAGCUUUCAAAAAUGCUAUCAGACGAACCGCUCCUGUACUGAAUAUUCCAAUAGCAGCCCCAAGUAUUCAUUCGAAACAGCAAAACAAAAGAUAUAGUUCAUACCCUUUUAUCGACUCUCCCCCGUAUCUGCAGGACAGGCAUAGAAGAUUUCAGAGGAGAUCCAUAUCUGGUCUUGGCGACCUUUGA